Molecule: messenger RNA, 2581 nt
Organism: Heterocephalus glaber (naked mole-rat)
Lineage: Eukaryota; Metazoa; Chordata; Mammalia; Rodentia; Bathyergidae
Product: galactosylceramide sulfotransferase
Biological process (GO): myelination; galactosylceramide biosynthetic process
Cellular component (GO): membrane
Molecular function (GO): galactosylceramide sulfotransferase activity
Source: RefSeq, a predicted model, not a curated record
GUUGUACAUUGCCAGGGGCUGAUCAGACCCUCAGAUGCCUGCGAGGGGGGGAAGAUGGGGUAUAAAGAGAAACAGAGACAAUAUUCAAGGCGCAAGGCGACUGGGAGAAGCCUGUCUCUAGUGGACAGACUCAACAAUCUUUGGGUUGACCAACUUUUAUUGGGAAGCCUAAAGCACAGGGGUAGGGAUAGUGUACUUUUCAUGGAACAAUGACUGCCAGUAAAUGUGUAACUAAUGAGUAAUAGGGAACAAGAUUAAUGGGGAACAGGUUCUUUCUUCUACCCUGAUGCCUGUGUUUUUUGCAUUGACCUCAGCAGAAAUUACAGUGGACCCUGGAGUUUCAAUGGGCCCGACAUAUGAUCAACUUGGAUUAUGACUAGAAUUUUAGCUUUAACUUAAGACCAAAAUCUUGAGUAGUGACCCGAAUGCUGGCUGCCUGUGCUUCCUGAUGGUCUCAGAUACAGAUUUAACCCUUAAAGAGUUCUGGAAGGAACAUUACAGCAUCCUUUCCUGUAUGGGGAUAGAUAAAUCCCGGGCCCAUGUCUCUCUAAGGACACUGAGGUCUGCCUGUUCACAGGAGAGAGACUUUGAGGCUGUGCAGAGGAGCCUGAGCCUUCAUUUGACAACCUGAGUUACAACCAGCCCUCAGGAAUGAAUUGAGUUUCUAAGCCCAGGGGCCAAUGUAUCUUGCCUUAGGAGUGCUGUGCUUGUGAGUUUUCACACACAGCCAGGAAGCCUAUGGUUUUUCCAUUAACUUCUCAGUUCCUAAAGCAAGUUACAUGAGCCCUGGACUGUGGGGCAUAAAUCGCACAUCUGGCCCCCAAUAAUUCCCCCCAUACCUGGUCCCCAACAAUGCACCACCACACCUGUUUGACACCAUUGUGUUUCUAUUCCUGUGGCUGUCUCCUUCCAAGUAUUUGUCUCUCUGUCUCUCCAGUGUCUCUCAGUCCCUGUCUGGAUCCUGCUGGGGGUCCACAGAGCUAGCAAAGUCAGGUCCCUGCUUCUAGACUGGAGCUCCAGCUUCCUAACACGUACCCACUCUGUGCUGCCCUACAGGUGCCUGAGAUGCUACCACUGCCAAAGAAGCGCUGGGAGUCCAUGGCCAAGGGGCUGGUGCUGGGUGCUGUCUUCACCAGCUUCCUGCUGCUGCUCUACUCCUAUGCUGUUCCCCCGCUGCAUGCUGGCCUGGCCUCCAUGACCCCAGAGGACAUAGCACCCUGCUCCCCGGCCCCUAGUGAGUCAGAGCUGGUGACCUCUGCCAACAGCUCGUCAGGAGGGUGCCAGCCCCGGCGAGACCUCGUGUUCAUGAAGACGCACAAGACAGCCAGCAGCACUCUGCUCAACAUCCUGUUUCGUUUCGGCCAGAAGCACAGGCUCAAGUUUGCCUUCCCCAGUGGCCGCAACGACUUCGACUACCCUGCCUACUUCGCGCGCAGCCUGGUGCAGGAUUACCAGCCCGGAGCCUGCUUCAACAUCAUCUGCAACCACAUGCGCUUCCACUACCACGAGGUGCGCGGCCUGGUGCCGCCCAACGCCACCUUCAUCACCGUGCUCCGCGACCCUGCCCGACUCUUCGAGUCCUCCUUCCACUACUUCGGGUCCGUGGUGCCCCUCACGUGGAAGCUCUCGAGCCAGGACAAGCUGGCAGAGUUCUUGCAGGACCCGGAUCGCUACUACGACCCCAAUGGCUACAACGCCCACUACCUCCGCAACCUGCUCUUCUUUGACCUGGGCUACGACAGCAGCCUGGAUCCCAGCAGCCCGCAGGUGGAAGAGCACAUCCUGGAGGUGGAGCGCCGCUUCCACCUGGUGCUUCUCCAGGAGUACUUUGAUGAGUCUCUGGUGCUGCUGAAGGACCUGCUGUGCUGGGAGCUGGAGGACGUGCUGUACUUCAAGCUCAACGCACGUCGCGACUCGCCCGUGCCGCGGCUCUCGGGGGAGCUAUACCGCCGCGCCACGGCCUGGAACAUGCUGGACGCGCGCCUCUACCGCCAUUUCAACGCCAGUUUCUGGCACAAAGUGGAGGCCUACGGGCGGGAGCGCAUGGCCCACGAGGUGGCCGCCCUGCGCAGUGCCAACGAGCGCAUGCGCCGCAUCUGCAUAGAUGGCGGACAGGCGGUGGACGCGGCCGCCAUCCAGGACUCAGCCAUGCAGCCCUGGCAGCCGCUGGGCACCAAGUCCAUCCUGGGCUACAACCUCAAGAAGAGCAUCGGCCGGCGGCACGAGCAGCUCUGCCGUCGCAUGCUCACCCCCGAGAUCCAGUACCUGAUGGACCUGGGAGCCAACCUCUGGGUCACCAAGCUCUGGAAGCUCAUUAGGGACUUUCUGCGGUGGUAACCUCCGUCCUGGCGCUGGCCUCCCCUGACCUCUCCAGGUGCCACCCUGGACCCCAGGGUGAGGUGGGGCUUUCAUGGGGACAUAGCUGGCCAGGAUUGGGCCAUGGCGCACACAGAGGGCCUAAUCGAGAUCAGUAUUUGACUAAUUACAGCAUUUUUUAAUUUAAACUCCCUGCCCGAUGUUUCCUCCCUUGCAGGGGAGACCUCAAAAGUAAAGGAAUUUGGUGUUGUCUUUUUCUUAAUCA